Theileria equi strain WA is the source of this 1812-nucleotide messenger RNA. RefSeq names its product glutamyl-tRNA synthetase, putative. Lineage: Eukaryota; Apicomplexa; Aconoidasida; Piroplasmida; Theileriidae. Gene Ontology annotation, cellular component: cytosol; cytoplasm. The record is from RefSeq and is a predicted model, not a curated record. The coding region runs from base 1 to 1812 and encodes 603 amino acids. The transcript has 3 exons. Gene Ontology annotation, biological process: glutaminyl-tRNA aminoacylation; translation. Gene Ontology annotation, molecular function: ATP binding; glutamine-tRNA ligase activity.
AUGGCUGGCGAAUCAAAUUCAGUUUCAUCUCUCUGUUCCAGUCUUGAAAAGACUACAUUGGAUGGCUCAAAGGAACUAUCUACCAACUUUAUUCUUCAGAUAGUAGAGGAUGACAUUAAAACAGGAAAACACACCCACAUAGUAACCCGUUUCCCGCCAGAACCUAAUGGAUUUUUACAUAUAGGUCAUGCUAAAUCUAUAUGCUUGAAUUUUGAGCUCUCAAAAAAAUUUGGCGGUAGAACACACUUGAGAUUUGAUGACACAAAUCCUUUGGCGGAGGAUGUUAUGUACAUUGAAUCCAUCCAGAAUGAUGUAAAAUGGCUGGGAUAUGAUUGGGGAGAACACCUAUAUUAUGCAUCAAACUACUUCGACCAGCUUUAUGAUUGGGCCAUUCUUCUAAUAAAAAAAGGAUUGGCAUAUGUUGACAGUCAGACCGUCGAGGAAAUUAGAGCUGCAAGAGGCUCUCUUACAGUCCCUGGAACAGAUUCUCCAUAUAGAAACCGGAGUAUUGAGGAAAAUUUGGACCUAUUCCAAAAGAUGAGAGAUGGACAUUUUCCAGAUGGAAGUUGCGUAUUGCGCGCAAAAAUUGAUAUGGCAUCUAGUAAUAUGAAUAUGAGAGAUCCAAUUUUAUAUCGUAUUAUUAGGGCUUCACAUCCAAACACAGGAGAUAAGUGGAUUAUUUAUCCAAUGUAUGAUUACGUACACGGGCAAUCCGAUAGUAUUGAAGGCAUUACGCACUCCAUUUGUACUACUGAAUUUGAGCUCCAUAGACCACUUUACGACUGGUUUCAAGAGAAAUUAGAUAUUCCUAGGACUAGACAGAUAGAAUUUGCCAGAUUAAACCUAUCUUACUGUGUUAUGAGCAAGAGGUUAUUGCUGCAUUUAGUCAAUAACAAGAUUGUAUCUGGAUGGGAUGAUCCAAGAAUGCCUACAAUCUCUGGUUUAAGGCGUAGAGGUUGCCCUCCAGAAGCAAUUAAGAACUUUUGUACCAAAAUAGGCGUAGCAAAAAGGCAGAAUAUGAUACAGAUUGAAUUACUCGAAAAUUGCAUCAGAGAUUCUAUGAACAAACUUUCCACCAGAUACUUUGCAGUAAUAGAUCCCAUAUUAGUUGAGAUUGAGAAUUUAGCGGAGGAUCAUACUGAACCUGUGGAAAUCAAAAAGAAUAUUGGCGAUGGUGUUAGACAUUUGACAUUCGGAAAGCGUUUUUAUAUUGAUGCCAAGGACUUUUCAGAAUCUCCCAGUGAAGAUUUCUUCCGCCUUUAUGUUGGCAACGAAGUUAGAUUGUUCCACACAUACUGGAUCAAAUGCAAACAAGUUGUUAAAAACGGUGACAAACUAGAAAAAUUAAUCUGUGAAUAUGAUCCUAGUACCAAGGGUGGACAGGCACCAGCAGAAAAGAGAAAAGUGAAGGCUACGAUCCACUGGCUGAACCCGGUGGAUGCUGUAAACGCAACCUUUAGGUGGUACUCUAGAUUAUUUACCAAACCAGAUCCAAAGGAAGAUACUGAAGGCGAAUUAGGAUGGUUGGAGAAUUUGAAUAAGGAAUCCCUAAAGAUUUACAAGGGACUCGUGGAGAAGGAGGCAACAUUGAUGAAUGUCGGAGAUCCUCUACAGUUUGAAAGAAACGGCUAUUUCACAAAAGACCCAGACAGUAGUGAUAAUGAACACAUUUUCAAUUUGACUGCUACAUUAAUUGAUUCAUUCAGUAACACAAAGGACUCCAAGUUACACAAGGAAUUGGAGAAGAAGAAACGUGAAGAGGCGAUGGCAGCUAGGCUGGCCAAAAAAGCUGCAAAAGGAAAGGCAACAUAA